CUAUUUUAAUUGCUUUAAAGUUAUUUUGGCUGAAUCUCGGUACAGAAGUAAAAAAAAAAAGCGAUUCUAAUUAAUUUAAAGAACGAGGAGGAGCAGCCGUGUUUUGCUGGAAAAGAUGCCGAGGCAAACGGAUAACGUCUUCCACCUCCCGGAGAGACAGCGGCGUGCCUGGAAUUUCGGAAAGCUCGUCACCACCCAAUUCACGAACAACUGGCGCCGUCUAAUUCUAAGCAAAUAUUCCACUGGUGUAGCAACGUGCAGCUUCACAGAGCAGAGCCAGCGACCCGCUUGCGAAUGAUAAGCCACGUGUUCAUUCCAGUUCUGAGCUGGAUAUGAGAGCGCACGGCGCCGCUGCCUUUGUCGAGUUAAAAUCCCCUUUUUUGUUUUUUUCAACUGUUGCUUUCAAGGUAUCGGCACGGGGGGCGUUCUCUUUCAUCUGCCCGUGUCUGGCUUGGUUUUCCUCUCUCUCUCUCCAGAACCUCCGCUGAAACACCCUGUGCCGCUUGCCAGGUUGUGACACAGUUGCUGUGUCUCUUUGGAGGUAUUUGAUCAUCGCGGUCACGUUUGUUUGGGUGUCUGUCACAGUCUUGCUGUGCCGCUCAGGGGAGCAGGUGUGGAAUCCAUCUCUCUGCACAUCGCGUUGUGUCGAGCGGGGUAGCGCAGUCAGGCACCGAGGACCGCGCCGUGUAGCUCUCAAGGACUGGAUUCUCGCCGUGUAUGUUAACGUGAAGAGCCGUCGGCUUUCGCUCCUGCCGCACCUGCGAUAGCCGCCCUGUGGGAAGACGUGGGUGUGUUUCUACUCCUGCGGCUUUCGACAGCGGGGUCUGCAGUUAGGGAAGACGUGAAGACGGUGUAAACAAAAAAUCGAUUUUCUGUGCUGUUCUUUUUUUUUUUUUUCCCCUUUCCUCGCCUUGUAACCGUUAGAUUUUUGUUUUCGGCGCUGCGGGGAUAAAAGGACUGUAGCUGUCGGGCCGGCGGUCUGUGCGCCUCCCGGACCCCGCGCGUUCCUCUGCCCCUCUGCAUUGGGUCCUGCGGGGAGGCGGCUGGGGCGCUUGUGCGGGCAGCGCGUUUGAAAUGUGUUUCAGCGGUCUUCUCUCGACUUGACACAACAACAAGGAGGGGCGAGGAAAGGUGGCUCGGGAUCCAUCUCGGUUGGUCGGAUUCGCUCCGCUACAGUGACUUUUUUUUUCUUUCCCUCCCGUGUUCUCCUACCACUGAAACAACAUCCAUGUCUGUCUGAGAAAAGCAAAACCAGCGGGGAAAAAUGCGCUCCCUUUCUACCGGCUAACAGGUGUUUUUUUUUUUUCCUGGCUGCGUACCUGAACCAGUCGAUAAGCCACUGGAUCCGCGUUUUUAAAAUGACCUGCGGGCUUCUUCUCAGCAUGACGGGCGCUAAGAGUUGCGUUGCUCAGACAAUGACACACAGCUGUGCGGGCGAAGCGCCUCUCUUACCCCGUGUCGCUACAAUUAGCGCUUUCUGAAUGGAAGCGCGCCUGUCUGCGUUUUGGGGAGGAUCGAAUUCGCCGAAGAGACCAUGCACUGCUGCCUCCCGUGAAAUAUAAAAACACGAGCACCUUUGAGCUGGCGUUUCAGUGUUAAGUACAGCGGGAGCACCUGUGCGAUCUCCCGGUUUUGAAUGCGGAAAACAUCUUCGACAGUUACGAAAUGACCGCCUUACGCGCUUAAAGCCUCUUGUGGAUUAUUCUUCAUUUUUCAGUAGAACUCGAGCGGCCCGUGGAGCGAGGAGAGGUUCGGUUUGUUUUGUUUAUUUUUCCUCUGUGAGUUUGCUCAUCACAAAAACCGUCAAGCUGUCGAUGGCUGCGGCGAUCGCCAGCUCCCUUAUCCGGCAGAAGCGGCAGGCGAGGGAGCGGGAGAAAUCUAACGCCUGCCGCUGCGUGAGCAGCCCCAACAAAGCCAAAGGCACCUGCGAGAAAACCAGCCGGCUGAGCGUUUUCUCCAGGGUCAAGCUCUUCGGCUCGAAGAAACGUAGGAGGAGGCGGCCAGAGCCCCAGCUGAAGGGCAUCGUGACGAAGCUGUACAGCCGGCAGGGCUUCCAUCUGCAGCUGCAGGCCGAUGGCACCAUCGACGGGACGAAGGAGGAGGACAAUGGCUACACCAUGUUCAACCUCAUCCCUGUGGGGCUCCGUGUGGUUGCUAUCCAAGGGGUGCAGACGAAGCUGUACUUGGCCAUGAACAGCGAGGGAUACCUGUACACGUCGGAACACUUCACACCGGAAUGCAAGUUCAAGGAGUCAGUGUUUGAGAACUACUAUGUGACGUACUCUUCCAUGAUCUACCGCCAGCAGCAGUCGGGCAGGGGCUGGUACCUCGGUCUGAACAAGGAGGGGGAAAUCAUGAAGGGUAAUCACGUGAAGAAAAACAAGCCAGCAGCCCACUUCCUCCCCAAACCAUUGAAAGUGGCCAUGUACAGAGAGCCCUCGCUGCACGACCUCACGGAGUUCUCGCGGUCCGGGAGCGGCACCCCCACCAAGAGCCGGAGCGCGUCGGCGGUGCUGAACGGCGGCAAGGCGGUGAGCCAGCACGAGUCGACGUAGCCAGGGCCCCUGGGGGGCGGGGCCUCGCACGGCUCGCACACUUACCUCUGGAUGUGCUCUUGACUUCAAGCAGACUUCUCUCUCUAUCUCUCCUAAUCAUCAGCGGUUCAGGACAGAACAGUAAAAAUCACGAGACGAAAAUAGAAACAUAACAAGGUUUUACCAUGCAGCUACUGAACUUGUGUAGGUCACUCUCGUAACCAACCACUAGCUCUUUUGGGGUUUCAUUUUCCUGUGGAUAACCUGUUAGGUCCUGAUAUUGUAGAAUAUACCUGUGCACCUCUCCAGACGUCUGGGCCGCCAGUGAAAGCUUAACUGCUCCACCCGAUUUGUAGAGAAGAGGUGCCCUAUCCUGUCAUCUGCGCUUCUCUGGAGCCGAGCAAAAUUAACCAGUGUUGCAGCCCAAGGUCCUGCUGACAAGAGAUAGUCUUUCUGCCUGAUAGUGCACAAGUAAGGACGGAGUUCUCUCGACUCAGAAAAAGCCGACAUUCAGCUGAUUUUAAAAAGGGGGUCAAGAUCCCCUCAGUGAGAAGCUGUAACCCCACUUUGCUUGCUAAUUUCGCUUAAUUAGCCGAGAGCUGUUCCCCUCCCUCCCCCGAUUUACUGUACCCUCAGUCUUUAUUUUCAUUACGUGCUGUUACACCAGCUGAAAGGGGUGUGUCCUCCCCCCCGCCCCCUCCCAACCCCUUCCCUCCCCUUAACGUAGUAAAGCCAGUUGCGUGCAGCUGGAAUUGAUGCAUUUGACAUUUUAAAAACAAGAAAUAGAAAGGUUCAGGACAAAGUAGUCCGCAUGUGCCGUGGAAGUGCAGUAUGAGACCUGACUGUUAAGUGUUACCCUGUGUCUGAAUCUUGUGCGAUUGUGUCUGUCUCAGCCCCUUAGUCUGUAACCACCGGAGUGAUCGUGUCAGCUCCCUCUCCUGCUGCAGGUCUUUCAUUGGCUGGUUGUGUUCACCAUGACUCUGUGGUGAUGUUCCCCACCCAGGACGCUGUUUUGUGUAUAAAUCAUCGUGGUGAAAAAUUUUUAUAUUAACAAAAAUACUGUGGAAUUUUAGGUGGCUUAACAUUUUUAUAGGAUAUGUCUUCUUUGUAAAAGUGAACAAAUUAAAAAAAAAAUGCUCCCCUUUCUUGUACAGGGCAUGUACAAAUUACAAGUUGUGUACAAAGACCCUUUUGUGGGCAGAGUACUCUUUUCCUCAAACAGCAUUUCUUCUUCAUAUAUGCUUACAGGAAGGCUCUUGUUUAUAAUUUAGAGUUUCAUUUAAUUUUUUAGGCGAACAUAUCUGUUGCAUGGGAGACAGCUGGAACUUCUGGACUAGAGCUGCAUGAUGUAGACUAUGUGUAUUAACUCAUAUUGGAUCACAUGUUCCAAUCUGUACAAGGACAAAACAGUAUGUAAUAGCAGGGUUUCCACCUGCUACAAUCCAGUUGUUUAUUAUUUGUUGUAUACACAAAAAUGCACUGAAUAAAAUGUUUAUAUUAAGAGAUA
Lepisosteus oculatus (spotted gar) is the source of this 4041-nucleotide messenger RNA. RefSeq names its product fibroblast growth factor 13a (gene fgf13a). Gene Ontology annotation, biological process: regulation of voltage-gated sodium channel activity. Gene Ontology annotation, molecular function: sodium channel regulator activity; growth factor activity. Gene Ontology annotation, cellular component: cytoplasm; nucleus. The record is from RefSeq and is a predicted model, not a curated record. NCBI's taxonomy places the organism in Eukaryota, Metazoa, Chordata, Actinopteri, Semionotiformes, Lepisosteidae.